AUGGUCUGUGCGGAUAAGAAGACUUCUGGAAGCCUAUGUGGAGACCCAGGGACCAGAGCUCCUCAGGCCCCAGGCAAGAGGAGCAGCUUCAGCAACAGGAUGUCCACAGAACAGCAGGACCCAGGGAGUUUCUUUAGAGUUAUAUUCCUGCACUUCAAAGCACUUAGAGUGAAGAUUUCUUUUGCAAUAAAAAAGCCAUUUCCUUUUUUUGAGAUCCUCCGUGACAAUGAGCUCAUCACCGAGAAGAUGUAUAAUGAUUUUAGAGAUUCCUGUACAAACCUGGUCCCUGUAAAAAAUGUGGUCUACAGAGCCCUGGACAUACUGGAGAAGACAUUUGACCUAAAGGUUCUGAGGGUACUGUUCAAUGAAGAAAACAUGAAGGCAUACCCUGAUUUGGAAUUCAUUGCCAAGAGUUUUGAAGAUGUCUCACAGAACAGAUUGUGUUUCCAUGGAAGUGACAGAGGAUACCCGAACUCCCAGCUAUGUCUUGAACAAGGACCUGGUGACAGCUGUUCUGAAGAAAGCCUGGCCUUGUCACCCUCCGCUGCCUCCUCAUCUGACGCCUGGGGAAAUAAUGAUAGAAGAAAUACCACACUCAUCCAGGGAAAUCAAAUGGAGAAUCAUCAAUCCCUCGGCCUCCAAAUUGAUAAUGUUUGCAGUUUAGUUGAAGACCUCGAUGAAACAGUAGAGAUUAACAGAGUGAGAGGAGAGACCACUGGUGAAAAUACUGAUGGACUGGAAAGGCACCAAGCAACCAUAGGACAAGGCUCAGGUUCUGAGCCGGAGGAGUCCUGUGAACUAGAACGGAAUGACAGACACCCACACCUGGAGCCUCACAGCCCAUUGCCCCAGAAUGAAGAAAGAGCAGCACUAUUCAGCCGUGGAAGCCAAACACAGGCCUGUUCUGUGCAUCUGAUAGAUAUAAAAAAGGAAAAUUCAUCAUUUUCCUUGGAUGAUGAACAACAGACCCAAGCAAGGACCAACCACAAUCAGGCAUCUGAGAUAAUAGGAGCAGUGCUACUCAGCCAUGGAAGCCAAACACAGCCCUGUUCUGUGCAUCUGGUAGAUAUAAAAAAGGAAAAUUCAUCAUUUUCCUUGGAUGGUGAACAGCAGACCCAAGCAAGGACCAACCACAAUCAGGCAUCUGAGAUAAUAGUCCUCAGCAGCGAGGAUUCUGAUGAUGGACACAACUCAGAAGAAGAAUCCACCUCAAUCAUCUGCCAGUCAAAGCCUUUGGAUUCCAGAGACCCUCACACAUCCAGAAUAACAAACAAGAGAAGAGGCACUUCCGACACUGGCAGCUCAAGCACCGGCAAAAGAUACAGAUGGAUAAGACAUAUCCAAGAUGUUGAGAACAAUUCUGCUUCAGUAAAGGACGGUGAAAAAAUAAGGAAAAAGAGAGACAGACACGGAAAAUACUCAAUGCGGAACAUCAAAAUGCCACUGAAAACAAACUGGAGAAAAGUUGCUUUCGCAGUGAGACAUAUCAACUCUUCUUCACAAAGAAGCAGAAAAAGAGGCCGGAGAAUUCCCAGACAAAGAAAUGUGGAUUUUAACCGUCCUGAGCUUCCAGUGACCUGUGGUAAUGCUACGGGGACUCUGUAUAAGGAGAAAUAUCAGCAAGGUAUCCAUGAGAAGAGUAUACAGAGUGAGACUGGUCAAUGGUUCACCCCCAGGCAGUUUGAAAUCAAAGGAAACCGUGAAAAAUCCAAGAACUGGAGGCAAAGCAUACGUUGCUAUGGAUGGACCCUGAAAGAGCUGAUAAAGAAAAAGCAUCUACCAGACCCACCAAGGAAAAAGAGAAAGAAGGAAAACCCACAAAAUCUACAGCGAACAAAGAAAAAGCUGAAAAAUUCAAAACAGUGUACAGUGUGCCGCCGAGGAAGGAGAUUGUGCCAUUGUGCUAUUUGUGGAAAAUUCUAUCAUAAGAAAUGCCACAUCCCACCUGUGGAAGACAAGAGUGGCCCGUGGAGUUGUGUAUUCUGCAAGAUAAAGGAACAGUUAAGGCGCCAAGAAAAUCAAGCAUGUUAUAAGGAAUCGGAGGUCCUGAAGAGGAAGAUGUUGCCUGAGGAGCAGCUGAAAUGUGAGCUGCUUCUCUUGAGCAUCUACUGCCACUCAAAAAGUCGCUUUUUUGUCCCCAAACCAAAGAAAAGGAGAGAGGAUUUUCCAGAGCUCCGGGAGCACAUGUGGCUAGGCAAAAUCAAGUACAGGCUGAAUAAGAAGGCAUACCUUUCAGUACAACGUUUUGUGGAGGACAUGCGCCGCAUCUUUCAGAACCACAGCAUAAUCUAUAAAAAUAGCAAGUUCAACAACCUUGGAGUCUCAGUAGGAAGCCUAUUUGAGAAGAAUUUCAAAAUAAUUUUUUCAAUCAAUGAUGCAAGCAAACCACCUCAGCCGUGUAAGCACACUGUCUUGUUAACAUAGGCCUUUCUUUCUGUUCUCUCCACUAUCCAUCCCUCCAGCCAUCAACAGCACAAUGCUCAGAGAGCCUACCGUCCACUCCGCGCUUCUGUGUAAACACCCUGUGUAAACACCCUGCCACACUUCUGCUUCUGACUUUCUAUAUUUCUAUAUUCAAUUAUCUUCCUAAAUAAAACUUAACGCUUGCAAUGUGCACCAUAAUGAACCGUCAGGUGCUGAGGGAGCCCACUGAGAAGAUGGCUCUGGAAGCAAGAUUGUACCCUUUCCUCAUUUUAAACCUAAGUAUGUUUGUCUCCAAAUGUCCUCCAGAGCGUCUUUUCUAAGGAUGGCCUGGCCCCCCUAACCUAGUGACUGAGCAGAGAAACUAGCAAAACAGGCCAAGAGUGAAAACACUGUGCUUGGGAACAGCUAGAAGGUGAACCAUUCCAACAGACUUAACAACUGUUUAUCCUGUGAUAUAAAAUGAGAACGAGUAGCCAGAAGUUCAGCCCUGGGAGCUCAGCUAUGGAGAGAAAACUCAAUCAGGAACUGUGGCUGACUGCUCAGUUUCCAUAGACAGUUUCCAUUGGUUGUUGUGAGCAUCCAAUUUGAUGAUGUUAACUCUUUGUUGCUAUUUAUUCUUCAACCUAGAAACCUCACCAAAGGCUAAUUCUGCUCUGCCCUGGACUCCACUGGGAGCUCUGCCACCCCCUCCCACCCCAGGACUCCCCCAGUCAAUUCCCCCUGGAUAUUUCAAGCACAUGGUUAAUGAUAUUUUCUUGUUUUUAGAUUUACUCUUGUACUUUGGCUUGUUACAUACUUAAU
Onychomys torridus (southern grasshopper mouse) is the source of this 3225-nucleotide messenger RNA. Its product is annotated as nuclear autoantigen Sp-100-like. Gene Ontology annotation, molecular function: DNA binding; protein binding; DNA-binding transcription factor activity, RNA polymerase II-specific. The transcript has 26 exons. The record is from RefSeq and is a predicted model, not a curated record. The coding region runs from base 1 to 2424 and encodes 807 amino acids. Gene Ontology annotation, cellular component: nucleus. Gene Ontology annotation, biological process: regulation of transcription by RNA polymerase II. NCBI's taxonomy places the organism in Eukaryota, Metazoa, Chordata, Mammalia, Rodentia, Cricetidae.